CCCCAAAACAGUGAUACGGAAUCACUGAUAACUGAUAAACAUUGUUACCGUGAUCAUAUCAAUUCAUCAUCAUCCGCAUCAUUCUCACCCAUGGCUGCCUCAUCCACAAUCAACAACUUCUUCUCUUUCUUCUUACCCACAAAACCACCACCACCCUCUCCACCGCAGUUCAACCCCACCACCACCACCACCACUCCUAUGAACCCUUCUUCUCAGACCCACAAACCCUCCUCGCAGCCCCUAAUUGCCCAAUACAACCCUCCUCCUCCUUCCCCUUCUUCCUGUUCUUCUUCUUCUGAAUUGUCCUCUGUUAUAUGCCCCUCCAUGGCGUACUCCAACACGCUCUUCUUCCAGUCGCCGUACAACGUGCAGGUGGUGGUGGCCGAGGACGAAACCGAGGAGAAGCUCCUGGGAAGGUUCCGCAGAGAGGUGACCAAGGCCGGCGUCGUUCAGGAGUGUAGGAGGAGACGCUACUUCGAGAACAAACAUGAAGAGAAAAAACGCAAGUCGCGCGAGGCUGCCAGACGUAACCGCAAAAGGCUGCCAAUGUCAAAAACUGUAGGACAGAAAAAGCAGGACGUCCCAGCAACCAAGAGAGAAGACGAUGAGGAUAACUGGGAUCUACCUGAAGGAGACACUCUGUAUUAACCCUUUGAUUCCCUAAGUUCUGUAGGUUUCUUUGAUUUCAUUGCAUAUAAGUUUUGUUAAGUAAACUAUGUUCCUUGCUUCGUGCAUUUUCAACUGUGAUGAAUUUAAUAUAAUAUAAUUUGCUUGUUUGUACAUCCA
Glycine soja is the source of this 786-nucleotide messenger RNA. Its product is annotated as 30S ribosomal protein S21, chloroplastic-like. Gene Ontology annotation, molecular function: structural constituent of ribosome. Bases 91 to 648 code for a protein of 185 amino acids. The transcript has 2 exons. Gene Ontology annotation, biological process: translation. The record is from RefSeq and is a predicted model, not a curated record. Gene Ontology annotation, cellular component: ribosome. NCBI's taxonomy places the organism in Eukaryota, Viridiplantae, Streptophyta, Magnoliopsida, Fabales, Fabaceae.